Molecule: messenger RNA, 318 nt
Organism: Uranotaenia lowii
Lineage: Eukaryota; Metazoa; Arthropoda; Insecta; Diptera; Culicidae
Exons: 1
Coding region: 1-318 (105 amino acids)
Source: RefSeq, a predicted model, not a curated record
AUGGCGAACAACUCGGGGGUCCGAAGUAGUCAGCGAGGGAUAAUUUCGAGUGUAGUUUCGCCAAUCCUUCAAUAUGGAGGGGUGGCCUGGAAAUUUGGUCUUUACAUCCAGUGUAACCAGCAAAAGCUGAACAGUGUGCCAAGGCGAAUGAAUUUGUGGGUCAUCAGUGCCUACUGCACCGUUUCGUCGGAGGCUGCAUGCGUUGUAGUGGAAGUCACGCCCAUCUCGGUUUUUCUGGUUGAGGACUCCUAUUGCUACGAAAAUAAGGGCACGCAAAACGUGAAAACACGAGCCAGAGAUAGCUCCAUAGCCAACUAG